This is a messenger RNA of Ogataea philodendri, 1440 nucleotides long. RefSeq lists its product as uncharacterized. Lineage: Eukaryota; Fungi; Ascomycota; Pichiomycetes; Pichiales; Pichiaceae. Gene Ontology annotation, biological process: protein quality control for misfolded or incompletely synthesized proteins. The transcript has a single exon. Gene Ontology annotation, cellular component: cytoplasm; mitochondrion. Bases 1 to 1440 code for a protein of 479 amino acids. The record is from RefSeq and is a predicted model, not a curated record. Gene Ontology annotation, molecular function: ATP binding; ATP hydrolysis activity.
AUGUUGAUUCUUCGUACUAGUGUACCACAAUUGGGUCGUAAGCGCCUGAUUCGUCACGUUUUGAGCGCUUCCCGGUUUCAGAGCACCACGCCGUUGCAGAGAUACGACCAGCUGGUGUCUGAGAACCGGCUUCGGGACGAUUCGUAUCAGCGGGGUAUAUUGACGAGUCUGGAGGGGCUCCACGGUGAAUUGCUGGCAUACAAGCCGCCGGAUGUUUUGCAGCCGGAUAUCAAAGAUCUCACGCCCAAGACGGGUUUGUCGAAGGUGUUUGGGUCGCUGUUCGGCAAAUCUCACGCCAAGGAGCCGGAAACCGUGAAUGUCCCGCAUGGAAUAUAUUUAUAUGGAGAUGUGGGGUGCGGUAAAACCAUGCUGAUGGACCUAUUUUACCACACGGUUCCGGGACAUCUAACCAAACGGAGGGUUCAUUUCCACCAGUUCAUGCAAAACCUGCACAAACGAUCGCACGAACUUAAACAUCAGCAUGGUGGCCACCAGGAACUGGACGUGAUUCCGUUGUUGGCGUGGGAAUUGGCACAGCAAUCGACUGUUUUGUGCUUUGACGAGUUCCAGGUGACGGAUGUUGCCGACGCGAUGCUUCUGAGACGGCUGCUGAACCUGGUUUUGCGGUCAGACCAUGGCUUAAUUUUAUUUGCAACCUCGAACAGAGCACCGGACGACUUGUACAUCAACGGGAUCCAACGCGAAUCGUUCAUUCCGUGCAUCCAGCUGAUCAAGCGAGUGACCAAUGUGAUCUACCUGAAUUCGCCCACAGACUACAGAAAGGUGCCUAAACCUGUUUCUUCGGUGUAUUACUCGCCAAAGCCAGGAAUCAGGUUCGACUCGAAAAUAUCCCGCAAACAACAACAGCAGCACAUUGAAAGCUGGUACGAGUUUUUCGCCCAGGGCCAUCCAAAGAAGGAGAACGUCCCGCUGAAAAUCUGGGGAAGAGAUUUGGUUGUCCCCGUUAGUUCUCCAGGACAUGUUGCCAUGUUUACCUUUGACCAGCUCUGUGGCCAGCCGUUGGCCGCUGGCGAUUACCUGACUCUGGCGUCUUCCUACAAAGCGUUCAUCGUGACAGAUAUUCCGUACCUGAGCGUCAAUGUCCGUGAUAAAGUGCGAAGAUUCAUCACAUUCCUCGACGCCGUUUAUGAUAGCCACGGGUGUUUGGCCGUCACCGCCGCCGCUUCCUUCACAGAUAUAUUUGUCGAGCCCGAAGACAUCGGCAACGGUGACUACUCGUUGCUUGACCACAAAGACGAGCAGGUGAACGACGCUCUUGAGAACGACGACUUGGUUAAGAAUCACGGAUUCGACAAGAGGAUCGCCAAAAAGGCAGCCAUGUUUGGAAACUUGGACGAAGAACGGUUUGCGUUUGCACGUGCGUUGAGCAGACUCAGCCAGAUGAGCACCCAGAACUGGAUAGAGGAUAGUUUUUCAUGA